UCCCGUCAUUGUCUUCCAAAGUCUGAUAUUUUGGGUAAAAUGUCAGAAAAAAAUUGCCAUUGUGAUGAUAUAUUGCAUUGUGGGUGUCAAUAUAAAGUGACGGCCAUAUUUGCCGGUGCUGCUCCCGCUGUAAACAAAAAGUGUCGGAGGGAGACAGAGACGCUUCAGUGAUUUCAGGACGUUUUUAUUUCUCCAAAUUAUCAUGUCUCUGGGAAUGUCUUACAAACCAAACCUCCAUCAAAAUGUUCAGGGAACUUCCGUGAAUCAGGUUGGGACAGUCCACUCUCCCUCUCCAGGUCUUGCUACGCUACAGUCUUAUCGUCCCAUUGUCAACGAUUAUGGACCACCAUCUUUGGGAUACACACAGGGUACCAGUGGCGCCCAGGUACCUCAGAGCAAGUAUGCAGAGCUGCUCGCCAUCAUCGAGGAGCUAGGGAAAGAGAUCCGGCCGACCUACGCUGGCAGCAAGACUGCCAUGGAGCGACUUAAGAGAGGCAUCAUCCAUGCCCGAGGGUUGGUGCGUGAGUGUUUGGCGGAGACAGAGAGGAAUGCCAGGUCCUAGAACUCCACACCAUGUUCCUGCCUUCUCCAGUCAGAUCGCAUCUCCACCUUCCUCAAACAACAAAAACAGAUGUUACAC
This is a messenger RNA of Clupea harengus (Atlantic herring), 640 nucleotides long. RefSeq names its product cyclin-dependent kinase 2-associated protein 1-like. The record is from RefSeq and is a predicted model, not a curated record. Gene Ontology annotation, cellular component: nucleus; cytoplasm. Lineage: Eukaryota; Metazoa; Chordata; Actinopteri; Clupeiformes; Clupeidae.